Messenger RNA from Vicia villosa (hairy vetch), 832 nucleotides. RefSeq names its product large ribosomal subunit protein uL6. The transcript has 3 exons. Bases 72 to 653 code for a protein of 193 amino acids. Lineage: Eukaryota; Viridiplantae; Streptophyta; Magnoliopsida; Fabales; Fabaceae. Gene Ontology annotation, biological process: cytoplasmic translation. Gene Ontology annotation, molecular function: rRNA binding; structural constituent of ribosome. Gene Ontology annotation, cellular component: cytosolic large ribosomal subunit; ribosome. The record is from RefSeq and is a predicted model, not a curated record.
CAUUCUGGAGAGUGGUGAGCGACACAGGGAGAGAGGCACAGUACAGUUUGAACGAUCCCACACUAUCAAAAAUGAAGACCAUUCUAUCUUCCGAGACCAUGAACAUCCCUGACGGUGUUAGCAUCAAGGUUAACGCCAAGGUGAUCGAGGUCGAAGGCCCACGCGGCAAGCUCGUUCGUGACUUCAAGCAUCUCAACCUAGAUUUUGAUCUCAUCACCGAUGAGGAAGGGAAGAAGAAGCUCAAGAUCGACGCCUGGUUCGGUUCCCGGAAAACCUCUGCCGCCAUCAGAACCGCUCUCAGCCACGUCGAGAAUCUCAUCACUGGUGUCACCAAGGGUUUCCGCUACAAGAUGAGGUUUGUGUAUGCUCAUUUUCCUAUCAAUGCUAGCAUUACCAAUGAGAACAAGUCCAUCGAGAUCCGUAACUUUCUCGGUGAGAAGAAGGUGAGGAAAGUUGAUUUGCUUGAUGGAGUUUCAAUUGUUCGAUCUGAGAAGGUGAAGGAUGAGGUUGUUUUGGAUGGAAAUGACAUUGAACUUGUUUCUCGAUCAUGUGCUCUUAUUAACCAGAAAUGCCAUGUUAAAAAGAAGGAUAUCAGGAAGUUUCUUGAUGGUAUUUAUGUUAGUGAGAAGGGAGCUGUAGUUGUUGAAGAAUAGACUGAUACUAUCAUAAGCAUAUCUUUUUUGUAGUUUCAUUUGAGGUUUUCUUGUUUAUGGAUUAUUGCUUACUCUUUUGUUGGGUACUUGGAGACAGUUUACAUUUGUUUUUGAGUAUGGAUGUUUUUGUUAUCAAGGUUUUGUCGUUGGGAAUAUCUUACUUAAACCUAUUGCUCUCA